AUGGCGUACUACGUGAUGCCAGCUCCUGGGGCAGAAGCUGCCAUUGACCCUGGGAGCAACCUACCUGGCCGGUCGGACGCUGGACGAACAGAUGCAAGAGACCUGCUGUCGAUCCCAUCGCCUCUGAUGAGUGCGUGCACUGGCCCUGCAGCCGCCCCGCAGUGGGCAGCGGAGGCGACUACGUGCAACCUGGGCGGCAGCGCCGGCGCGCUGUUCGCGCAGCUGUUGGCAACCCUGGCGCAAGCGCAGUGCCUGCUGUCGGACCGCGGGGCCUACCCGCCUGACACACUGAGCCCGCUGCCGGAGUACGACUUCGUGGUGGUCGGCGCCGGGUCCGCCGGGUCCGCGGUGGCAGCUCGCCUCUCGGAGAACGCCGACUGGAGGGUGCUGCUGCUCGAGGCAGGCGGGGACCCACCGCCCACCUCAGACAUCCCCGGACUCUUCCCCUCGCUGGCACGGACGGAGGUGGACUGGUCGUAUCUGACUGAAGUAAACAAUCGUGUCUGCCAACUGCAACCUGGCGGGAGGUGUGCCUGCCCCCGCGGCAAGGUCCUGGGGGGCAGCAGCUCCAUCAACGGCAUGGCCUACUUCAGGGGCAGCCCGCAGGAUUACGACUCGUGGGCGGCGCUAGGGAACCGCGGCUGGUCCUACCGGGAGGUGCUGCCCUUCUUCAAGAAGCUGGAGACCUUCGACGGGAAGGAACUGCAGAGGAGACCGCAGACGGCAGCUCUGCACGGGUGUGACGGCCCCAUCCAGGUGUCAAAGACUCAGCGUCUGGACCCUGCUGUCGAUGCACUGGACUCUGCAGCCGAGGAAUUAGGCUACAAGCUCGUCGAAGAUUUCAGCACCGAGCCAAACAUCGGGUUUGGUCAGGCGUACGCAUCCAUCAAGAAUGGGUCGAGGUGGAGUACAGCCCGUGGAUACUUAAUGCCAGCUAAGGAGAGAGCGGACCUACAUGUCGUUAAGUUUGCGCUCGUAACCAAAGUGCUGAUCGAAUCCACGAAAAAGAUAGCUUACGGUGUACAGUUCCUGAAGCAGGGGAAGAUGCACGAAGUUAGAGCGACAAAGGAAAUAAUUCUUUCAGCAGGGGCUGUCAAUACACCUCACUUGUUAAUGCAUUCUGGCAUUGGACCAAAAGCUCAUUUGGAGGGAAUUGGUAUACCUGUGGUAGCAGACCUCAAAGUGGGUUACAAUCUUCAGGAUCACGUAACAUAUGUCGGUAUGUAUUUCACAAGGAAGCCACUGCUGAAAAUGGUGCCUGAAGAGGGCAUAUUUCAAUACCUAAUGAACAGGACAGGUCCUCUAUCAACUACCGGAAUCACUUCAUACGUAGGAUUUAUACGGACGGAUGCAGCGUCACGUGAAGCUCCUGGGAUUGCUGAAGCCGAUAGGAGUAACCACCCAGACAUACAGUUAUUCUUUGAAAUGGUGCCGAGCGGCACUGGCGAUAGAGUGGCCAAAAUAUUCAACUACGAGGAAGAAGCGAUGGACCCUCUGGUCAAACUGAUAGCGCGAAAUGAUGCAAUUAUACCGAUGACGGCGCUCGUGGCACCGAGAAGUCGGGGGCGCAUAAGGCUGAGGAGCGCAGACCCGAUGCAGCCGCCGCUGAUCGACUCUGGCUACCUGGAAGACCCGCGCGACCUCGAAAACCUGCUGUCCGGCGUGUCGUUCGCCUACCGUAUGGGCUCCACGAAGGCGAUGCGGCGCGCAGGCUUCGCCGUCGAGGACCACCCACUGGAGGCGUGCAGCCACCGGAGGCGGCUGACGCCGGAUUACUGGCGCUGCGCUGCGCCCUACGUGGUCAGCCCGGCCUUCCAUCCCGUGGGCACCGCCAAGAUGGGCCCCUCGGGCGAUGUUGACGCAGUCGUCGACGCGAGGCUGAGAGUCCACGGCGUGCGCAAUCUGCGUGUCGCCGACGCGUCUGUCAUGCCGCUCAUUGUGCGUUGCAACACCAACGUGCCGACAAUCAUGAUCGGCGAGAAGUGCGCCCACAUGGUAGCCCAAGACUGGGGGCACUAA
Schistocerca serialis cubense is the source of this 2019-nucleotide messenger RNA. Its product is annotated as glucose dehydrogenase [FAD, quinone]-like. Lineage: Eukaryota; Metazoa; Arthropoda; Insecta; Orthoptera; Acrididae. Bases 1 to 2019 code for a protein of 672 amino acids. The transcript has 3 exons. The record is from RefSeq and is a predicted model, not a curated record. Gene Ontology annotation, molecular function: ecdysone oxidase activity; flavin adenine dinucleotide binding.